Molecule: messenger RNA, 5459 nt
Organism: Magallana angulata
Lineage: Eukaryota; Metazoa; Mollusca; Bivalvia; Ostreida; Ostreidae
Product: condensin complex subunit 3-like
Exons: 21
Coding region: 133-5085 (1650 amino acids)
Biological process (GO): mitotic chromosome condensation
Cellular component (GO): condensin complex; condensed chromosome; cytoplasm
Source: RefSeq, a predicted model, not a curated record
GUAACUUUAAACCGGAAGUAGAAACUUUUUGCCUGGCGCAAAAGUCAAAUUUGAAAACAAAGGUACGCAGACAUCCCACGAAGGGGAAGGUUUAAGGAUUACCUGUUUGACAGAAUUGUCAACACAAGCAGGAUGGUUGCAAUGAGGGACAUUUUCAAGCAGUGCCAGAGUGGCAUGCAGUGUCAUGGAAAACUUCUUAAAGAGCUCCAGAAAAUCCAUGACAAGAGUGACAUAGACAACUUUUGGAAGGAUUUCAAGCUCUUCAUGAUGUACUCUAUGAUCAUUCAGCAGAGGGCACCCUCUGUUGAGCGCACCAUUGAUUUUAUUGCUAAAUUUGUAACAAUGACCACCUCCAGUGUUCCAGAGCCAGAGGACCAGAAUGACUCCACUAUGGAUGACGUAACCAACAACAAAUUAUUGCAAAAAAUGCUGGAUUUCCUUCUUGAGAAUCAUUCUGCCAGUGACAAGGCAGUGAGGUUUCGAAUCAGUCAGCUGAUUCACAAAAUUCUAGACAACCUGGGAGAGGACGCCAAGAUAGAUGAUGAUUUGUAUGACAAGAUCUAUGACUGCAUGCUGGAGAGACUGAGAGACAAGAUUCCUAUUGUUAGGAUGCAUGCUGUGUUGGCUCUGACAAGAUUGCAGAAUCCACGAGACGAGAACUGUCCAGUUAUCAAAGCGUACCUUUUCCUGAUGAGUUCAGAUCCCAAUCCAGACAUACGAAGAAUUGUGCUGUCUAAUAUCGCUCCCUCUGUGAAAACCCUGCCAGCCGUUUUGGCUCGAACAAGAGAUGUCAGAGACAGUGUAAGGAAAACAGCCUAUACCGUAAUGGGAGAAAAGAUCCACAUCAAGGCACUGUCAAUCGCAAACAGAGUCCGACUGUUACAUGACGGCUUGACUGACAGAUCAGAUUCUGUGAAGGCUGCCUGCUCCGGUAAACUGCUGCAGGCCUGGCUGAGGACAUUUGGAGGGAACGUGUUGGAGUUAUUGGGAAGUCUGGAUGUGGAGAACUCGACCGAGACUUGUGAGCUUGUGCUGAAGACUCUCCUAAAGGAGGCUCCAUUACCAGAAGUAGUGCAGAAGUUUGACAUCCUUGAUGACAAGGUGCUCAUUCCUCAGGACAAGUUGACCAGUGAGAACUCCAUGUACUGGCAAUCGGUCUGUAAACAUGUCCACUCACUGGGUGUUGAUGGGGACGAGUUUCUGGACAAGGUGCUACCAAACUGUAUAGAAUUCUGCCAGUACAUCAGACAAUAUGUGGCCACACUGAAGGAGAGUACAGACAUUGACACACAGAUGGAGACCGAGUUCAUAGUACAGCAGCUGUUGUCCAUGAUACAGUACAUGGAGCUGGCAGACCAGUCGUCACGGAAAGCUGUAGAGAGCCUUCUCCAUGAUAUGCUGAUCAUGGACCAUGUCAGUCACAGUCUGGUGAAGUACAUCAUUGAGCCUCUGUGUAAAAUCAAGUCUCACUCUUCAAGCCUGGUGCCAGUCCUGGCCGAGAUCGUGUCUGAAAUCAGAGAGCCAAUCACAACAGUUGAGACAGGACCUUCCGACGAUGAACGCAGGCAAAAUGACAUCAAGAUUGCAAACAUUCGAGUGAAGCUGAAUGAAUUAAAAGAGAUCUUGGAUGAGACUGUUCGUAGUCAGGACUUUUCUCGAGCCGCAGAGGUCAAACAGAACAUUUCUGAGUUGGAAGCUGAGAGAAAUCAACUCCUGGAUCUUCCCCAAACACAAACAGAAGAAAUACGCACAGAAAAGACUGAUGUGGCCACCAUUUUGAAGUGUCAUGCUAUUGUUGCUGAGAUGUUGGAGGUUCUUUCUCUGACAAGUGUUAGCCCCACCCUUCAUAUGUUGAUAGAAUCCCUGAUUUUGCCGGGGAUUCAGAAUGAAGAUGGGAGGAUUCGAAAUCUUGCUGUAAAGGCUCUAGGUCUGUGCUGUGUCAUCAGCAAGGAUUUAGUGAUGCAGUAUCUUCCUCUGUUCAUGCAGGCUUCUCAAAUUGACGUUGAGCUGGUUCGCUGUACGGCCCUGAGAGUGAUCUUUGACAUGUUGCACCUGCAUGGUCUGGAGGUCAUGCAGAGGGGUCGUCCAGACGAUGAGACGUCAUCCAACUCCACUGCCGACAGCGUCCUGGAGAGACAGGACAGUACGGAGGAUGGAAGCUCUGGGGCUGCGGGCGCUAAACUGGUGGCCAUCCUGUGUGCCUUCCUGGAUGAAGAGAGUUCUGAGUUGAGAACGGUGGCUGGUGAAGGCCUGGCCAAGCUUCUUUUGUCUGGGAGGGUGGUGUCCUCCAAGAUCCUGUCCCACCUGAUCCUGAUCUGGUACAACCCCACCACGGAGGACGAUACCCACCUCAGACACUGUCUGGGAACCUUCUUCCCAAUCUAUGCAUUCGCUGGCAGAGCUAACCAGGAAGUUGUAGAAGAGGCAUUCAUUCCUACCCUGAAGACUCUGAGAAAUGCCCCUCUCUCCAGUCCACUGGCAGAGGUCAAUGCAGAGAAUGUGGCUGAGUUACUGAUUCAGCUAACCAACACUAAACUGCUGCUGAAGAAUCAAAAUGAUACCGAGACGGUGAAGGAAAACCCAAGACAUGACAGUAUAGCCAUAAAGAUCUGCAAUGAGGUUUUAUCCAACCCUGACUCAUUUAAUCUGAAACUGUGGGUUAAAAUUCUCAACAAACUGGAGCUGAGUGAGUCCAAUGAUGAGGCCUUCAAAGAGUUAGCUGUUCUGGCUGACCAAAUGCUGGAGGUGGUCAAGGAGAAAUCCAGCAUCAAGACCCUAAAGAAGUUUGCCGAGGGUGUGAAGGAGAAGGUGCCAGCGCCCGUUACAGAGGAGGAGGCGGCGGCAGACAAAGAAAACCAGGAGAAUAUGGAGACCACCGAGGGAGAGGAAACCACUCCAAACGCUGAAAUGGACAAGACAAGUGUAGGGGAUAAAACUCAAGACAAAUCUCAGAUGAACGAUACAGCUCUCCAUUUAGAUGGUUCGCUUUUUCAAGAGUCGAGUACACUUCGUAGAGUUCCAAGUAAAUCUGGUGGAAUUUCACCAAGAGUGGCAAAUCCAACCCUGGAUCCUGACGUUGCCAAGAGUCCCAUUGCAGCUCUGUUUUCAAAGCCGUUUGAUUUCAAAACUCCUGAUAAAACAAGAAAUUCAAAAGCAAAGAGCUCUCUAAACAUGUCAGAGCUUACUUCAGACACCAACACAGAAGAUAAAACUGAGGAGGGUGAGCCAAAGACUGAUGAGGAAAAAGAAAAAUCUCCAGACUCCAGGGGAAAGAAGAGAGGUCGGAAACCACCGGAGCCUUCCAGUCCGGAAAAAACAGAAACUACAGGGAAAAAAUCUAAGAAGGCAGCUGAUAAGAAACCUAGCCGAUUAAGAGGAGACAAGACACCAGAGGAAGAAGGGAAGAGUGAAGACAGCUCGCCAGCAGACAAGAAGAACCAGAAAGCAGGCAAGGGAACUAGUCCCCCUGCAAAAGCCAGUCCAAAGAAGUCUGUAGCAUCAAGGAAAGCAGAGAAAGUGAAAGAUCUCAAAAUCAAAAAUUUAAGCCCUGUUGUAGUCCUCACAAGAACAGAUGAAGCACAAGCUGCUGCAAAGGGUACCUCCAGGGUGACGAAGACAACAGAAAGUAAGAAAUCACCAGUAGCUGAAAAUGUGGAGUCACCUAGAAAAGUAAAGAGUAAGAAUUUGGGGAAACCUCAAUCAAAAGAAGUUAGCGCUAAAAAGAGUAAAGAAUUGACAUCUCCCAAGUCACCCUUGGUAAAUCAAAAGAAAAAGCAGAAAUCUCCUGCAAAGUCGGAGGAGGAAGAGGAGGAGGUUCCAUUGAAGACAAGAAGAACACCAAGGGCCCGACUCUCUCAGUCGAUCAACAUUCAAAGCCCAGGGAGGAACUCGCCAAGGAAAGGAGAUCUCUCUAUAACCAAAGGGGUUAAAAAUAAUUCGGGCUCAAAGGAGAGUUUGAAUGAGUCGCCUAAAAAGCUACUGCGGACACCAAAACACACAGAUGUCAAAUCACCAAUGAGGGGAAAGAAGACCCAAUGUCCUGUUUCUGAAGGCAUUUCUCCCUCUCCACAAAAGAAAUCAAAACUGGUUGAGCCGAGCAAUAAAACAAGAAAAGGGUCUCAAGGUGAGAAAUCGGAAAAUGAUACCCCAAAGAAGAAUGUCAAUAGCCCUGUUACAAGAAGUGGAAAGAGAAAUGUAUCAGGGACAGGUGAUUCAACUACAAGUGGCAGAGAUUUGAAAAAGGCAGCUCCAGUUGAUACUGCAAAGCCCAAGAAGACAACUACCUCUUCAGUCAGUAGCCCAAGCAAAAGAACUCGAGGGGGUGCUAACCUAUCCGAAUCUGAGACAAAUUCUCCCAGGGUAACCAGAACCAAACUGUCUUCACCAGAGUUGAUUUCUAGCUCACCCAUAUCACCAGAAUCCUCCAGAAGGAGCAAGAGAUUAAACACCACUAAUAAUCAGUCAAUCUCAUCCCCAGCGAGAUCAACCCCUAGACUCAAGAGAGCUGAUAUGAAGGAGAAUAAAUCGCCUGGGAAGGAAAGCACUCCAGGAGCCAAGAAAGAAACAAGACAACUAAGCAAGCCUUCAGUCUCAGAGAGCUCAAAGAAAAAGGCAACUCCCAGUCCAUCACAACCUACCAAGGCCAGGAAACUGGCGUCUGAAUCGGAUGGAGACUCGCAAAGUUCACCUUCUACUCUGAGGUCAAGCAGACGUUCUACUCAGUCUACUGUUAGCAGUCAGGAAUCUAUUAAGAAAGCUAAGGGCGUUCUGUCUGAGUCGAUCAACCUUUCACCUAGACACGCCACUCAGGCUUCCCUAGCUGAGGGAGACUCCUCAGUGAAGAAAACGAGAAGCCAGAAGAGUCCGACAACCACUGCCUCCUCUCAGUCGGAGUCUGAUGUAUCGCCAGCACGUUCUACUCGUUCCAAGAAAGCACCUGCUCCUUCCGCAGCCAAACUGAAGCAGAGUCAUUCUACUGCAGUCAGGGUAUCUGCUAAGAUGACAUGGAAUGAGGAAAAUGGGAAAAGCAAGAAAGUGGUAGAGCAGAAAACUAGGCUAAGGUCCACCAGAGGAUCCCAGAAAUAAUUUUCCACGAGUUUCAAAACAUUAGCAUCCUGGUAUAGACCAUCUCCAAAAUGUGUUCAGAUUUAAUCAGACACUAUGUUGCUCAACUGAGCUGUUGAUGUCUUUGGAAAUUUUCUAAGUUAAUGAUUUUAUGUCAAAGAUGAAGCUGCUGUAUUCUUGAUUUAUUUAUUAUGGUAAAUUUUAAUCAGUGAAAAUUUUUAUUCUCUUGAAGAGGCGAUAUUUAAAUUGUGUGUUCAUUAAUAGAACCGGUACAUGUGUUGCGUAAUUUCAUCUGACCUUGUACUGUGAGUUCUUGUACUGGUAGAUUCUUUAAUAUGCAGUGAAGAGCAUGUAAAAAUGUUAUUGAAAAUCAAUAAAGUAUUCUAUUCCAACUC